UGCCGUGGCUCCUCACUCUGUUCACUUCCCUGCCCUGCUGGGACUCUGUCCUGGCUGUCUGGGACCUCAUCAUCCUGCACGGCCUGUCGGCUGUGUUUCGUACUGCUCUGACCAUCAUGGAGCUGCUGGAGCCUCGACUGAUGGACCUGAAUGAUGAAGGAGCCGUUUUACCGCUGCUGCUGAGAGUCCCUGUGGAUGUGGCUCAGUACACGGUGCUGGUUCCUGCUCUGUGGAACGCCGACGUCCAGGACUGGGAGCUCAGAUGUAUGAACAGCCUGGUGCUGGACGAGAGCCACCACGCCGCUAAAACAGAGCCGUGUGAAACGCCGAAGGAAACAGAGUCCGGCUCGGGAAAUGAAAAAGAGAAUGAAUCGGCACCGCCUGAAGCAGAGAAGACCUCAGUGAAGGACCCGGUUCCCGGUCCCGUCAGCGUCCUGACCCGGGUGAUGCGUCUGGCCCAGCGCUACCUGUUGGACCCGAUGAGCCGACAGAAGAGUUCUCAGACACCAGCCAGAACCCGACACCAGAGUCCUGCAGGAGGUCGAGCGUCCAGGAGUCGGACUUCGGCUUCGUUACCCAAAACUCAGGUCAGGUCGAGGAGGCGGAGCCAGCAGCGAGGCGGCGCCCUCCAGCCAAUGGGGCAGCAGGCCGGCGGUGAUGUCACAGCGAGGGACGCGGCUGGUUGUGGAAAAACCGAAAGAUCAGAACAAACCCUCCAGCGGUCGGGUACGGGACCGGCCCAUCGCCGUAGCAACCACAGCAUCGUCCAGCACGUCCGGGCCAAAUCCCUCCGUCUUCUACGGAACCACAAGAACCCUCCGAGCCAGACGCCUCCAUCCUCCUCCGUCCUGCCUCCAUCCCUCCGGGCCUCCACCCUGAACCCUCCUGGUCCGGAGCAGCAGGCCUCGCCCAGGAUGGCUCUCAUCAGGGAGCUGUCCUCCAGACAUCAGACCAGCGUCCUGUUCAGAAACACCCGAGAGUCGAAGCUGAUCUGAAGAAAGACGUCGGAGCAAGUGACGGAUAAAAACACUGAACGUUUCCCUGAAAUGUGAAGCUGUUUGUUUUCUGCAGGUGGUUCGAAGCUGCUGCAGCUCAUCUGAGGUUAACCUGCUUUCUAGAUUACGCUGAGCUGGAAAUCCACAUUUCUGACAUGAAGCAGCUCAUUGUUCAGGUCGUUUACUGGACGUACGCUUUUCUCUCUGCUGACCUGUAGAAGCUCAACGCUGACUCUUUUUUAUUGUCUCUGAUGGUUAAACUAAUAAAAUCUUGAUGUUUUUAACGAUGA
Stegastes partitus (bicolor damselfish) is the source of this 1285-nucleotide messenger RNA. Its product is annotated as serine/arginine repetitive matrix protein 2-like. The record is from RefSeq and is a predicted model, not a curated record. NCBI's taxonomy places the organism in Eukaryota, Metazoa, Chordata, Actinopteri, Pomacentridae. Bases 117 to 995 code for a protein of 292 amino acids. The transcript has 8 exons.